Priceomyces carsonii is the source of this 1347-nucleotide messenger RNA. RefSeq names its product alpha-tubulin (gene TUB1). Gene Ontology annotation, biological process: microtubule cytoskeleton organization; nuclear division; nuclear migration by microtubule mediated pushing forces. The transcript has 2 exons. Gene Ontology annotation, cellular component: microtubule; spindle; cytoplasm. Gene Ontology annotation, molecular function: structural constituent of cytoskeleton; GTP binding. The coding region runs from base 1 to 1347 and encodes 448 amino acids. Lineage: Eukaryota; Fungi; Ascomycota; Pichiomycetes; Serinales; Debaryomycetaceae. The record is from RefSeq and is a predicted model, not a curated record.
AUGAGAGAAGUGAUUAGUAUCAAUGUUGGACAAGCAGGGUGUCAGAUUGGGAAUGCUUGUUGGGAGUUAUAUUCACAGGAACAUGGAAUCAGGCCAGAUGGUUAUUUACAAGAGGGUUUAGAUAGACCAAAAGGAGGAGAGGAAGGCUUUUCAACCUUCUUCAGUGAAACGGGAUCUGGUAAAUAUGUUCCUAGGGCUCUUUAUGUCGACUUAGAACCAAAUGUUAUUGACGAAGUUCGUACUGGAGCAUACAGGGAUUUGUUUCAUCCCGAACAAUUAAUAGCAGGUAAAGAAGAUGCUGCAAACAAUUAUGCUAGGGGCCACUACACUGUUGGAAGAGAAAUUUUAGAUGAUGUUUUGGAUAGAAUUAGAAGAAUGUCUGAUCAAUGUGAUGGGUUACAAGGGUUCUUGUUCACUCAUUCACUUGGAGGUGGUACAGGAUCUGGGUUGGGCUCCUUGUUAUUGGAGCAAUUAUCAAUCGAUUACGGAAAAAAAUCAAAGUUGGAGUUUGCUGUUUAUCCGGCUCCUCAGGUUUCAACUUCGGUCGUUGAACCAUACAACACUGUUUUGACCACGCAUACUACUUUAGAACAUGCAGACUGUACCUUUAUGGUGGACAAUGAAGCUAUUUAUGAUAUGUGUCGUAGAAACUUGGAUAUUGGAAGGCCAAACUUCAAUUCAUUGAAUAGUUUGAUUGCUCAAGUUGUUUCUUCUGUUACCGCCUCGCUCAGAUUCGAUGGAUCAUUGAACGUAGAUCUUAAUGAAUUUCAAACUAACUUAGUUCCCUAUCCAAGAAUCCACUUCCCAUUGGUUUCUUAUGCACCUGUGUUCUCGAAAAACAGAGCUAACCAUGAAUCGAACUCAGUUUCAGAAAUUACUGCUUCCUGCUUUGAGCCAGGAAAUCAAAUGGUUAAAUGUGAUCCGAGAACAGGCAAAUAUAUGGCUACUUGUUUAUUGUAUCGUGGUGAUGUGGUCACUAGGGAUGUUCAGAAUUCCGUUGCUCAAAUCAAAGCCAAGAAGACCGUUCAAAUGGUUGACUGGUGUCCUACGGGAUUUAAAAUUGGCAUUUGUUAUCAACCACCUACUGCUAUCCAAGGUUCAGAAUUAGCAUCUGCAAAUAGAGCGGUUUGUAUGUUGUCUAACACGACUGCUAUUGCUGAAGCUUGGAGAAGGAUUGAUAGGAAAUUUGAUUUAAUGUAUUCAAAGAGAGCCUUUGUCCACUGGUAUGUUGGUGAAGGAAUGGAAGAAGGUGAAUUUACAGAGGCUAGAGAAGAUUUGGCUGCACUAGAGAGAGACUACAUCGAAGUUGGUACAGAUUCCUUCCCAGAAGAAGAAGAAGAGUAUUAA